AUGUCUCUCACUUCCGCGCCAGCAGGUUGGCCUAUUGGGGCCUCGUUUGGCGCCUCCUUGUGCUGUUGCUCCUCUCCUGCCCUCCCAUUUCCUCCGCUUCCUGAUCUCCCAGAUCGGGCGUUCCCUUGGUGGUUACCCACCCCAGGCUCAUCAUCCAGUGAGACCUCUUCCGAUUCUCCUUCCUCCGAUGCCAUAUGGGCCUCCUCCUCCUCCUCGAUGUCAGCAGCAGCUGGCCUAUCAGCGAUCCCCUCCUCUGGCACCACCUCUGGCCUCCCGUGCCUUUCCCGCCAUGGACCGGAUCUGACUCGUUCUCGCGCGUUGGCCGCCACUCCCCGUUGCCCCCAUCCCCGCACCCCUGCGCACCCCUGUGCUCGGCCUCGUGUCCUUCCUCGCGUCCUUCCCACCGCACUUGGCGGUCGCAAACCUUCAUCCUCUUCUGGAAACUCGCCCGCUUCCUCCUCCUCCGCUCCUGCCGAUGACGGGCAAGGCCGCAAAGGCCCCUCGCCGGUCAGCCCUUCCGUCAUCUCCGGCGUCCCCGCCAUCAGCCUUGGAGGCCGAGUCCAUUUCCUCCCCCUCGGCACGUUCCUGCGCUGCUGCCAGCGCCUGCAGCGCCUACUCCCCCGUCAGCUCCUCCCCCGCCUGCUCAGCCGCCGCAAGCAUUGGUUCCACCUGCGCUCGCCUCCCUUCAGUUACAGCCGACGCCUGUCCUUCCUCCCGCAUCUCCUCCUCUACCGCCGUCGGUUUUGCCGGUGCAGCCUCCGCUCCCGACCGCUCCUCCUGUCCAGCAACCUCAGCGUCAGCAUCCCUUGUUCCCCGUCCCCGUCCUGCCACUGCUCGCUGGGGUGUGGUGAGUCUGAUUCCUUCGUCACCGGCAGAAGUGCCCCCAUGCUUGACGCCUUCCCUCGUGUUGGCCCAGCUUUCCCCGCUGUUGACUUUCCUUUUGUGUGCUCUCUCUCUCUCUCUGUCUGUGGUGAUGAUCCACUUUCCCGUGUCUGA
This is a messenger RNA of Closterium sp. NIES-65, 996 nucleotides long. Lineage: Eukaryota; Viridiplantae; Streptophyta; Zygnematophyceae; Desmidiales; Closteriaceae. The record is from the annotation of a GenBank genome assembly.